UAAAGAAAGAAGCAAAACCAGGCACAGAUGAUGGGUUAACCAGAUGUGAUACAGAAAACAUUUCCUUCUGCUUUUUGGUUUUAAGCCUAUAUUUGAAGUCCUAGAUCUCUCCAGCACAAUCAGCACCAGGAGCCCAUGAAGAAGAUGGCUCCUGCCAUGGAAUCCCCUACUUUACUAUGUGUAGCCUUACUGUUCUUUGCUCCAGAUGGCGUGUUAGCAGUCCCUCAGAAACCUACGGUCUCCUUGAAUCCCCCAUGGAAUAGAAUAUUUAAAGGAGAGAAUGUGACUCUUACAUGUAAUGGGAGAAAUUUCUUUGAAGUCAGUUCCCUGAAAUGGUUCCACAAUGGCAGCCUUUCAGAAGUGGCGAAUUCAAGUUUGAAUAUUGUGAAUGCCGACUUUGAGGACAGUGGAGAAUACAAAUGUCAGCACCAACAAUUUGAUGACAGUGAAUCUGUGCACCUGGAAGUCUUCAGUGAUUGGCUGCUCCUUCAGGCCUCUGCUGAGGUGGUGAUGGAGGGUCAGCCCCUCUUCCUCAGGUGUCAUGGUUGGAGGAACUGGGAUGUAUACAAGGUGAUCUAUUACAAGGAUGGUGAAGCUCUCAAGUACUGGUAUGAGAACCACAACAUCUCCAUUACAAAUGCCACAGUUGAAGACAGUGGCACCUACUACUGUACGGGCAAACUGUGGCAGCUGGACUAUGAGUCCGAGCCCCUCAACAUUACUGUAAUAAAAGGUGAGUUGGUAAAGGAAAGGAAAAGCAUCCAUAGCAGGGGAAGGAAGAGAGGACAUCUGAGCCUGAGUGGUUGCAGUUUGUAGAAGGGGGCACCUGUGAUACGCUGGAAAGCCUACUAGACUUGCAAUGAGGAGACCUGGGUGACAG
Molecule: messenger RNA, 880 nt
Organism: Rhinopithecus roxellana (golden snub-nosed monkey)
Lineage: Eukaryota; Metazoa; Chordata; Mammalia; Primates; Cercopithecidae
Product: high affinity immunoglobulin epsilon receptor subunit alpha-like
Exons: 4
Coding region: 136-816 (226 amino acids)
Biological process (GO): cell surface receptor signaling pathway
Molecular function (GO): transmembrane signaling receptor activity
Source: RefSeq, a predicted model, not a curated record